Molecule: messenger RNA, 1608 nt
Organism: Rhopalosiphum padi (bird cherry-oat aphid)
Lineage: Eukaryota; Metazoa; Arthropoda; Insecta; Hemiptera; Aphididae
Gene: Idi
Product: isopentenyl-diphosphate Delta-isomerase 1
Exons: 3
Coding region: 383-1096 (237 amino acids)
Biological process (GO): isoprenoid biosynthetic process; isopentenyl diphosphate biosynthetic process
Cellular component (GO): cytoplasm
Molecular function (GO): isopentenyl-diphosphate delta-isomerase activity
Source: RefSeq, a predicted model, not a curated record
AAAAUAUUACAUUAUUUACAUUAAAUCGUAAUGGAACUGUGCCACUACUGACCUAUUGCCCCGUAGGUAUAAAUUCCAACAAAAAGAUAAACGAUUUCUAAUUUUCUUGUUAGUGUUAAGACGUGUGCACGGUGUCUUCUACCUAUUAUGUUACGAAUCUACGAUCAGUGUUGUUAGUCUGAGUGCGCCGUUUAUAUUGAAAUUGAGAUCUUAGUCUUAAACGCAUUUCAAUUUUUUUUAUUUAAGGUAUGUUGUUUUAUUUUUGUUCCUAUGGUAAAACAUACAAUAGGUUGUUAAACUUUUCAAGCACAAUAUUAAGGUCUAUUAUAGUACAUUUUGAAAAAAAAACUUCAUUUUCUAAUUUUUAAGGUUAUAUUAUAUAAUGAAGUUGAUUUUUAAAUCAUUGGGUACAUUACCCAUACGUCGAUUUCUAUCAACUGUACCAAAACCAUUAAAUCCAGUACAAGAAGCUGCCCUCGAAGAACGCUGUAUUCUUGUUGAUCAACAUGACCAAGAGUGUGGCUUUGCCAGUAAACGAGACUGUCACAGACUAGUAAAUGGGAACCUUCCUUUACACCGUGCGUUCAGUGUGUUUUUAUUCAACACCAAGGAUGAACUACUAUUACAACAGCGUUCAUCAACCAAGAUUACAUUCCCUGAUCAUUAUACAAAUUCUUGCUGCAGUCAUCCACUGUAUGAGAUUGAACAUGAGCGCAAAGACUUAGAAGGUGCUAAAGCUGCUGCUUGUCGCAGACUUGUGUUUGAAUUAGGAAUUCCUUCAAGCCAGUGUCAACCUAAAGACUUGCAAUAUAUAACUAGAAUAAGGUACAUGUCUGAGGGAGAUGGAACGUGGGGUGAACAUGAAAUUGAUUAUAUAUUUAUUUUGCAUAAAGAUGUUUCUUUGGAUCCCAAUCCUGAUGAAGUGAGUACUGCCUUAUAUAUUCCCAAAUCAAAAAUGAAUAAAUUCUUAAAGAAUUUAAAUCAUCCAAUUACACCAUGGUUUAAUCUAAUUGUACAAAACGAAUUGACUAACUGGUGGGACAAUUUAAGAUCUCUGGAGAAAGUCAUGAAUCAUAAAAAAAUUAUUAGUUAUUAAUUAUUUUUCUAUUGUGGGAAAUAUUAAUUAAGAUUGGGACUAUAUUAACAUUGUUAUUAAUUUAAUUAUAUUAUGUUAUGACAAUAUUGUUCACUUAUUAUAUACAUAAAUUUGGUAUUUUAUUUUUUAACUCAUGAAAUGUUUAUAAUAUUACUAAAUACCAUAAUAUAAUAUAUUAAUGAAUCAAAUGUUCAACGAUAAUUUUUUUUAAAACACUUAGUUUAAAAAAAUAUGGGUUAAUGUUCAAUAUUUUGUAUUACACAUUUUUUUUUUUUUAUAUUAUGUAUGUUGUUACUUAUAUUAUUAAUAAAAGUAAAUAAGCUAAAUAUUGUUAUAAAAAUUAAAUAUUUAUUUUCUUUUAAGAAUAUAUAUAUUACUUUCUAAUUGAUAUAACGGCAUUUUAUUUCAUACUUAUGAUGUUACAGAUUUAGAAAGUUCUGUUUUAAACUUCUUUUACACUGUAUACUAAUAAAUAAACUAUUACAUUUUUGAUAAGAAAUUAGUUAAUAAAA